Molecule: messenger RNA, 785 nt
Organism: Coccinella septempunctata (seven-spotted ladybird)
Lineage: Eukaryota; Metazoa; Arthropoda; Insecta; Coleoptera; Coccinellidae
Product: muscle-specific protein 20-like
Exons: 3
Coding region: 124-678 (184 amino acids)
Molecular function (GO): protein binding
Source: RefSeq, a predicted model, not a curated record
UAGGCGUUGAACGAGCCGCCACUGAAAAUGGAACACUAUAAGAACGUUUUUCUCGUGAAAACCUACUAGUAUUACUCCAAACCAUAGUCAUUGUUGAGUGUAAUCUGCAACCCUUUUUUGAAAAUGCCUGGACCGUCUCGCCCCCUUUGGCAGGUUGCCGGUAAACGUGAUCCUCAACAAGAACAAGAGGCUCAAGCAUGGAUAGAAACUGUUAUUGGUGAAAGAUUCCCACCAGGAGUCCCCUAUGAAAUAGCUCUUCGAGAUGGCAUCAUUCUUUGCAAAUUGAUGAACAGGCUACAACCAGGCAUCAUAACCAAAAUCAAUACAUCCGGAGGAGAUUACAAGAUGAUGGAUAACUUGAGUCAGUUUCACAAAGCCUGCGUCAAAUAUGGAGUAGCUGAUGUGGAUUUGUUCCAAACAACUGAUUUAUGGGAUCAAAAAAAUAUUGCUCUUGUAACGACAACAAUAUUCGCAAUCGGUCGCACUGCGUACAAACAUCCCGAAUGGAGGGGGCCAUGUUUAGGACCUAAGCCAUCAGAGGAAAAUCGAAGGGAAUUUUCAGAACAAACACUGAGAGCUAGUGAAGGCAUUAUAGGACUACAAGCAGGAACAAACAAGGGUGCCACUCAAGCUGGCCAAAACUUUGGGGCUACAAGAAAGAUCAUUUUGGGCAAAUAGGACAUCGCUUUUUAAUUUAACCAUGAAAAUGUAUUUAUUUUCAAUAUUUAUCGAGAGUUUUAUUUUGUCACUACCAAUAAUGAAAAAUUAAAGUUCCUUAUAUAGAA